Messenger RNA from Penicillium malachiteum, 1272 nucleotides. Its product is annotated as glycoside hydrolase family 64 protein. NCBI's taxonomy places the organism in Eukaryota, Fungi, Ascomycota, Eurotiomycetes, Eurotiales, Aspergillaceae. Bases 1 to 1272 code for a protein of 423 amino acids. The transcript has a single exon. The record is from RefSeq and is a predicted model, not a curated record.
AUGAGUACCCUGGAUUUUGCCCUGGUCAAUAACACGGGAUCGGAUACCGUGUAUGCCUAUAUUACUGGCCUGGCAAUUGACAACAAUGAUGCACUUUUCCUGCUCGAGUCAGACGGCAAGACAGCUUACUACCCGACCUCGCCAUCAUCUGACGGAACGGCUCUGUCGGCAGAUUGUGCCAUAUCACUUGGAGCAUCGGGGAGUACGACUACGGUGACAAUUCCCCAUUUAGCCGGUGCUCGACUCUGGUUCUCGCGCGGCUCCAAGUUGACCUUUUACCUGAACCCUGGCCCGGCGCUCGUGGAGCCAUCGGUUUCAAAUAAGUCAGAUGCGAACUAUAAUCUCUACUGGGAUUUCUGUGAAUUCACUUGGAACUCCACGGAGCUUUUCGUCAAUAUCACAUUCGUCGAUUUUGUCUGUCUCCCCAUCGCUCUGUCCUUGGAGAAUACCUCCGGUACCACACAGACCGUCGAGGGACUCCCAUCUGAUGGACUCGAUACUAUCUGUACGGGUCUUACGACCCAGAAUGAUAGUGACGGUGCAGGCUGGGAUGAGCUGAUCAUAACAACCGGAGGCGCCAAUCUACGUGCCGUGUCCCCAAACAUAGGCGGGACCCUGACUAGUGGUCUACUUGGCAGCUACUGGGAUUCCUACGUCGAUUCAGUGUGGUCAAAGUAUACCGACGCCACUUUGACAGUCGAUACGCAGGCAGCUGCAGGAAGUCUCACGGCAACGGUCACGAACAACGAGUUGACUUUCUCAUCUGAUAGCAUCGCAUACGCUCAGCCAUCAUCUUCCGCAAUUUGGAGUAAUAGCUCUGGUGCUUUUGCUAAUGUUAGCAGUGGUACCCAGAAUGCGGUGACUGCUCGCUUGGCUGCUGCGUUUAAUCGAUCUACUCUAUUGAUUGAUACUGAUCAGCCGGAUGGCGAGGUCGUGUCUACUUAUUAUACGAACUCGAUCACGAAUCACUAUGCGCGCCUUUGCCAUGCUACUACACUUGAUGGCCGUGGAUACUCCUUCCCAUAUGAUGAUGUUGGUCCGAGUGGUGGGGCUGAUCAGUCUGGCAGUAUUUCGGAUUCUAGUCCCAAGCUGUUGACUGUUACUGUUGGUGGUCCAACUACUAGCUCUUCGACGAAUAAAUCUGUCAAGCAGGCGGUUACUAAACAGGUAAUUGCAAAGACUACAACUGCUCAGGUCACUCAGAAGCAGGGUUUGCUUCAGGCUAUGAAGAACGCGUUGCGCAAGCUGACUCGUGGCAAGAGUAGCUCUUGA